Molecule: messenger RNA, 732 nt
Organism: Emiliania huxleyi CCMP1516
Lineage: Eukaryota; Haptophyta; Isochrysidales; Noelaerhabdaceae
Exons: 3
Coding region: 21-365 (114 amino acids)
Source: RefSeq, a predicted model, not a curated record
CUGUUUUGAGGUCUUCCAUAAUGUUGGCCCUCCUCAUCGGCUCGCACGAGACCUACUCGCUGGCCGCGCCAGUCGCACACGCCACGCGUGCCGCGCCGCCGGCGAUGGUGUUCCGGCAGGCGCUUUCGGAGAAGCAGACCGCGGCCAAGCAAGGCUGGUACUACGGGAAGGUCGUGCCGACGGCGGGCUUCCAAGCAACCAUGGGUGACAACGAGAUCGGGCGCCGCGCCAAGCUGUCCUCGUCGGACGAGGCCGCCACCCGCGACAGUGCCUCAGUCGUUGCCGCCGCAGAGAAGAGCUGGUACUACGCCGAGCCCUUCAAGGCAAACAGUGCCUACACGCCAGCGUUUGGUGACAACGCGUAGAAUUUGUUGGUGCUGGCAAGCGAUUCUUGGCGCUAGGCCGUCGCUCUGCAAAGGCCAAUGUUUGCCGGCCGCUGCCACGUUUCUUAUGGGUUAGAGACCAGCCGUUGCUGCGAAGCCAUGCCAUGUACCCGCUGGGGCACAGCGAACCACCCGCUCACAACUCCACGCGCGCACCCAACCGGACGGUCGAAAGAGUCCGAUGAUUGUAACUCAGGGAAGCACACGUCGAUGUGCGGUGUAUAGUGUGACUCUCUGUGAGAGCACAUCCUCUAGUCACUGGUGUGAUGUGACACAUGAAUCAUGAUUGUGAGGUCCGGUCUACUUGGUGUGCUAAGAAAGGUAAUAUAUCUUAAAAAAAAAAAAAAAA